This is a messenger RNA of Trichomycterus rosablanca, 3346 nucleotides long. It is a transcript of the gene hid1a, whose product is annotated as HID1 domain containing a. Lineage: Eukaryota; Metazoa; Chordata; Actinopteri; Siluriformes; Trichomycteridae. Gene Ontology annotation, cellular component: Golgi trans cisterna; Golgi medial cisterna; membrane. The record is from RefSeq and is a predicted model, not a curated record. The transcript has 19 exons. Bases 82 to 2487 code for a protein of 801 amino acids.
GAGGAGGAGGGAGGGGGAUCAGACUGGGCUCACAGCAUCGACGCUCUGUCUGUCAGAUUGAGGAGAAAAUUAUCAAGCAAAAUGGGAAAUACGGAUUCAAAGCUGAAAUUUCGGAAAGCGGUAAUACAGCUGACUACUAAAACACAGCCAGUGGAGGCCACAGAUGAUGCCUUUUGGGACCAGUUUUGGGCAGACACCGCCACCUCCAUACAGGACGUGUUUGCUCUUGUGCCAGCAGCAGAGAUCCGAGCAGUGAGGGAGGAAUCACCUUCCAAUUUGGCAACCCUGUGUUACAAGGCAGUGGAGAAGUUGGUGCAGGCAGCCGAGUCGGGAUGUCCCAGCGAGAGAGAGAAGCAGGUAGUGCUAAACUGUACUCGCAUUCUCACUCGAAUCCUGCCGUAUAUUUUUGAGGACCAGGAUUGGAGAGGUUUCUUCUGGUCCACUGUUCCUGGGGCAGGCCGAGCUGGGGUGGACGAGAUGGACGACGACGAUGAUGGGGCUCGGCCCCUGGCAGAGUCGCUUCUGCUGGCCAUCGCCGACCUGCUUUUCUGUCCGGACUUCACCGUGCAGAGCCACAAGAGAGGAGGUCCCGACUCAGUUGAGGACAUGCAGUCUUUAGACAGCUGCGAGUACAUCUGGGAAGCUGGGGUGGGCUUUGCACAGUCCCCUCCACUCAACUACAUCCAUGAUAUGAAUAGGACAGAGCUAUUAAGGUUGCUGCUGACCUGUUUCUCUGAGGCCAUGUACCUGCCUCCAGCUUCAGAUGGGAACAUCCUCAACCCCUGGGUCACCUUUUUUUGCUCUACUGAGAAUAGACAUGCUCUGCCUUUGUUUACCUCCUUGAUCAACGUGGUGUGCGCGUAUGACCCAGUGGGCUACGGCAUUCCCUACAACCACCUGCUGUUCUCCGACUACCGGGAGCAGCUGGUAGAGCAGGCAGUCCAGAUCCUUAUCGUCACUCUGGAGCACGAAAACAUUCAGCCUCAGCGCGCUCCCUCCCCCUCCAGCAUGGACGAGCAGGAUUCUGCUGGCCCUCAAAACCUCUUUGUGAACUACCUGUCCAGAAUCCACAGGGAGGAGGAUUAUGACUUUGUGCUGAAAGGCCUGGCUCGGCUGCUGACCAACCCGCUCACUCAGACCUACUUGCCCAACUCCACCAAGAAGAUCCAGUUCCACCAAGAGCUGCUGGUUCUCUUCUGGAAACUCUGUGAUUUCAACAAGAAAUUCCUGUUCUUCGUGCUGAAGAGCAGUGAUGUUCUUGAUGUCCUGGUACCCAUUCUCUACUACCUGAAUGAUGCCCGGGCUGACCAGUCCCGUGUUGGUCUCAUGCACAUUGGGGUGUUCAUUUUGCUUCUGCUGAGUGGCGAGAGGAAUUUUGGGGUGCGUCUUAACAAACCCUACUCUCUUCGUGUACCUAUGGAUAUUCCAGUUUUCACUGGCACACAUGCUGACCUUCUGAUUGUGGUUUUUCACAAGAUCAUUACAAGUGGACAUCAGCGUCUGCAACCACUCUUUGACUGCCUACUCACCAUUGUAGUGAAUGUGUCUCCUUACCUGAAGAGCCUGUCCAUGGUGGCAGCCAAUAAGCUCCUGCAUCUUUUGGAGGCCUUCUCCACAAACUGGUUUCUGUUCUCGGCUGCUCAGAACCAUCACUUGGUCUUCUUUCUGCUGGAGGCCUUUAACAACAUAAUCCAGUAUCAGUUUGAUGGCAACUGCAACCUGGUAUACGCUAUUAUCCGCAAGCGUAACGUCUUCCACCAGCUGGCCAACCUACCCGCUGAUUCUGCAACAAUUCAAAAGGCACUGCAGAAGAAGAAGAAAUCUCCCGAUGCCAUGUCUCGCACCAACUCCCAGGAGACAGUGUCCAUGGAGGGCUCUCGACCCGCUGUACCUGCCGAGCCGGGCACACUGAAGGCCAGCCUUGUGGCCAUGCCAGGUAUUGAUAAACUAACAGAGAAGUCCCAAGUAUCAGAGGAUGGUACCAUGGUCUCAGUGCCACAGAGAGAAUCACCACGUUCACCGGAACAUGGCGGCAUAAAUGGAGCCAGUGACACAGAGUCCAACUCGGGAAGAGACAACGAGGACGUCUUCUACACAGAGGCAGAAAUGGCCAGAAGACGUCUGUCAAGUGCAUCAUCAGCUGCGACAUACUGGACACCGACGCCAGAGUGGGUGCUGACCUGGAAGAGUAAGCUUCCUCUGCAGACCAUCAUGCGCCUGCUGCAGGUUCUGGUACCCCAGGUGGAAAAGAUCUGCAUUGAUAAGGGUUUGACAGAUGAGUCUGAAAUUCUGAAGUUCCUUCAGCAUGGCACGCUAGUGGGGCUGCUACCUGUUCCUCACCCUAUCCUAAUCCGAAAGUACCAGGCCAACGCUGGCACUGCUAUGUGGUUCCGCACAUACAUGUGGGGCGUUGUGUAUCUUCGCAACGUGGACCCGCCAAUCUGGUACGACACAGACGUCCGCCUCUUUGAGAUCCAGAAGAUGUAGAAGCUCUGUGCUUUGAGCUGCCUGUCAUUGACUCCAGAAGAGUUGAAUGAUCCGUCUCAGCUCUUUACCCACAACAUGACCACCGCCACCAGUCCGCUCAUUCAAAGCUUGUCUGAGUUCAUCACAAUGCUGUAACUCUGCUCUCCAAGGCUCACUUGAUAAAAUUAGACUUAUGCUUAGACUUCACUGGUUUUAGUCAGUCAGAUAUUGUGUACCAGCUAGAAAUCUGUACUGAGUUUAUGUGUGUAGACGGCUGCUGUACAAAAGAUAGUGUUUCUAUAUAUAGCUCUGCACUUAGAUAAAACCAUGCGUGUAAUGUCUAGCAGUUUAGACCUCAGACCACUGAGACUCGAGUCUGUUCACUGUGCAUUAAUGAGUCGUCUAACAACUGGAAUAUAAAUUACCACUGUAUAUAAACCAUAUGAUCUAUUAGUAUGAUGGUAAGCAAAGCUGAAAGCCUGCUAAAUCUGGUUGCUUUUAGUCUGAUGGUGAAUGGCAUUGUGUGACCCUUGGCAUAUCUGUGACUGUGUUGCCUUGUACGUGCCACUAGUCGGCGGUAUAACUUCAGUUGUUUUUUAUUUACUCUGUCGGCAUGGUAUUAGUUGAAAUUGUGACUAAAUUCAAUAAUUCAGACAGGGACAGACUUCAGGCCGGUGUGGUUCCCAUAGUUCAUGGGUAUUCAGCUGUAAACUGUUUGCUAAAUGCCAAUGAGAAAUGUUUGUGACCUUAUAUUACUAUUUUUGUCUGCAUAUCAGAUUUGCUAAUGAAAUGGUGUAAUGUAUAUAAUGUGCUCAGUGUUUAAAGUCAGAUUUUUGUCUCAAUAUAUAAAAUAUCUCUACAGAUCUCCAAAAGGUCAAAA